AUGUCACAAGUGACAGAUCUCACUGAAGUUAGCAUAAAGACCCUCUGCUCUAAUGAAGGAGCUCUGGAUUACGGUACACUCCAUUCAUUACUCAGCACAGAUUUCAAAGUAUCUGAAACAGAGCUGAGUCGGGUCUUGGGGAAUACUGAGGCCUUUGUUGUGCUGAACAGAGCCAAGUCAGUGGGAUCAAACCUAGCUCAAGGUAAUCUAAUCAUCGCCCUCACCUCGGUUAGGCUGUGCAGGACCUAUUCCAAGACCAGCUGCAAUAAUUGUGGAUUUCUGCACCUCUGCCGCCGCUUUGUCUAUGAUGACUGCAAACCAACUGAUCCCAAAAAACGCUGCACGCAAUCUCAUGACAUCCAUUCCCCCCACAACUCUGCCAUCUUGACUGCUAAUGGGCUAGGCAGCUUGAACACAGAGGAACUACGCCAGCUAUUGCUACAAAAUGAUCCCAUCCUGCUGCCUGAGGUUUGUUCAUUUUACAACAAAGGAAGUGGUCGCGAUGGAGCCUGUAGCUUCAAGCAAUCCUGCAAAAAUAUUCAUAUCUGCCUUCCAUUCAUUCUGGGAACCUGCUCUCUUGGUAACCAGUGUAUGCGAUUACACAGCUUCCUGGAGAGCCGGGCUCUCUUUGAGAGCUGCCGACUAAACAUAGAGUUGGUGUGUGAUUUACCAUCAAUAUACUUAAACAUCUGUCAGAUUAAAAUAUGGAAAUCUGCCAGUGUCAAAGAGAAGCGAAGCCCACGCCGCAAGACUUCCAGUGAUUGCAAGAGUGAUGUGGACAGUGAGAAUAUUUGCUUGUUCUUUCUCAGGAAGCAUUGUUCCUAUAAAGAUCAGUGUAAACUGGUACAUUUCAAGCUCCCCUACAGAUGGCAAAUUUAUGAAGGAACCUGGAAGGAUUUCACAAACAUGGAGGAGAUAGAAAAGGACUUCUGUGAUCCGUCAAACAAAGCCAGAGGUGGAUCCCCACCUAUUAAUUUCAUAACAAUGACCAGCAACUCCUGCAAAGUGAGACGUCUCUCCACAGUCUCCUCUGUCACCAAACCUGAGCAUUACAUCCUUACCACAGAGUGGCUCUGGUACUGGCAGGGCGAUUCUAUAAAAUGGAUUGAAUUUGGAAAGCAGGAAGAGCUGUACGGAGUUGCCUCUGUCACCUCUGCAGACUUGGAGAAUUUGUAUUUGACUCAGAGCAUAGAAACAGUGGAAUUCAGAGCUGGAAAAUACAACUACAAGUUGGACUUUAAAGGAAUGUUGCAAAUAAAUCUGCUUCUUGGAACAUGCAGAGGUGUCCGAAGGCGACCAAGGUUUAUUUCAGAACAACAAAUGACAAGAGAGAUGUACAGCAAAGAGCAGCCUGGACAAGGCAAGGACUAUCCCCCUGUAGGCAAGACAGCCCCAACACAUUGGGAUCUGAAAAAUCAGCCUGACAUCGGAUAUAAGCUCGUUCAGCUCCAGGUGCCUUCUGAGGACUACAAGCAAGUGGAGUCUCUCUUCCAGAAGACUAUGAGUAACAGUACCAUCCGGAAAAUUGAAAGAGUCCAAAACUUGCCUCUAUGGCAAGUUUAUCAAUGGCAGAAAGAGCAGAUGAAGAAGAAGAGUGGGAAAGAGGUGGCUGAGCAACUGCUAUUCCAUGGCUCCAAGAGCUCACUUCCCACUGUGGUCUGCCAGCAGAAUUUUGACUGGAUCUGUGGAAUGCAUGGAAACGGAUUUGGAAAAGGAAACUACUUUGCCACCAAUGCAUCCUACGCUGAUGGUAAUUCCCCGUCACCGUUAUCCUCAAGAACCAUGUAUCUUGUAAAGGUUUUGGUUGGAGAGUUUACCAAGGGAAAGGAGGCUGACUGCCGGCCUCCUUCAAAAGAUAACACGCUAACCAACUUGUACGACAGUUGCACUGACAAUGUUGCUGACCCAUCUCUCUUUGUCAUAUUUGACAAACACCAGAUCUACCCUGAGUAUGUGAUAGAAUAUGUCAAAAAAGUUGGCUUCUUUCAGUGGAUCUUUGAAAAGAUGUCUGGACAGUCUGCAGCUACCAAGUGAAAUGAGCCAAGUCUCGCCGUUUUUUGUUGAUGCUACAAACUUGUUCUAUGAGUAUUGCUGGGCAAGAGCUGCCUGUCAUCAUCAAACUACCCUACCCCGAGAGAGUAGCUUCAACAUCUGUCAACCAGGCCAACCGGCUAUUAGAUUAUGGUUUGCAGAAAUACAUAAUUAUUUGAAAGUGGACAAUAGGUGAGCGUUUUGGAGUCGCUCUUCAUCACACUCCCAGAAUGUUAACCUACCUUUCUGGUUCAGAUGCUGCUUUAUCUGUUCUGAAUUUCCAGCAUAUCCAACUUGUAUUUCAGAUUUCCAGCAUUUGCAUUUUUUUUCAUCUCA
Molecule: messenger RNA, 2367 nt
Organism: Callorhinchus milii (elephant shark)
Lineage: Eukaryota; Metazoa; Chordata; Chondrichthyes; Chimaeriformes; Callorhinchidae
Product: protein mono-ADP-ribosyltransferase PARP12
Molecular function (GO): metal ion binding; NAD+ poly-ADP-ribosyltransferase activity
Source: RefSeq, a predicted model, not a curated record